AUGGCUAUCCACGUAGGGCUCAGUUCCCUCUCUGCCCUGCCGUACCGUCUUCUAGCCCGUCUCCAUCUCCACGCCCCCUUCUGCCCGGUACAGGUUGAGCCAUUUCCCAUUCGCAUUUGGCCCAGCUCCUACAGGAACGCACCUAAUAUGGCGUAUUCUCCGACUGUCUUUUUGAUUUGCCCACCUGAUACUGUCAUAGCGGCCUCCAGCUACCCUGUCGCUGGGCUACGCCAACUUGCUUCUGUACAUUAG
This is a messenger RNA of Protopolystoma xenopodis, 252 nucleotides long. The record is from the annotation of a GenBank genome assembly. NCBI's taxonomy places the organism in Eukaryota, Metazoa, Platyhelminthes, Monogenea, Polystomatidea, Polystomatidae.